AUGGCAACUCAGGACGUACGAGGUAUUCUUUUCACACAUACCCAGCAUCAGCAGGGGUUUCGACUGCUGGAAUUGCCUCCAGACCUGGAGGCACUACUUACAUCCAAAGAUGCCCCCGUAUUGGAACUCAAGUCCCCCUCCUCCGCUCUGGCACAAGCGGUAGUCGAUCCCAGUGCCCUGGAAUACGUCAACCUUUGUACUCCUACCCAAACCUACCGAAUCCGCCAGGUCCAAUCGUCCAAUUCACUCCAUAUCCUACGACCAAGUCCUGGCAACAUCUCUCAGGCGGAUAUCAAAGUUGUUGGAGAGGAGGAUGAGGAUAGUGGCGCUUUGAAGAUUCCCGAUGAUGCGGUGAGCAGCAUAGCGAAGUGCGGAUCGACACUGGAGCUACAUGUGCCACCAGGAGGAUUUUCUGCGGUCCCGUUCCUAGAGAAAAGCCUACAACUAUAUGACCCGCGAAGCGGCGAUGACGACGGGGAUGUCAUGAUGGACGAGUCCUCUGAUUCCCCUGUUGAUAAAGGCCCCGCUGAGGUACGACGAUUAAGGGAUUUGGUGUGCGCGGAUAUUCCUGUCUGUGCAACACAAUGCGAGCAGGGCUGGGUCGAAAUCUGCGCAUUUAUAGAUGGAAAGCAUGAGUUGACGUGCUGGAGACCCUCGGCGCGGAUAUGUUUGAACGUUUGGAAGCGGAUGAUGGAGGGUGCCGUUCUACAAGGUAUCGAUCUGGAAAAACAGUUCCUUGUCGGGGACUUGUGGAAAUCGGUUCUUGAUGACGAUGAUACGCCGGAACCGUUUCCAAGAGCCUGCCUUGAGGCUGUGGUGAGAAAGCUCUGUACUGCGGAGGAGCGACCAGCGCUAGCAGAUGAGCUCAAAUGGGCAAGCUUUGAAAAAGUCGAGUGUACACGAUGGGUAGGCGAGACGUAUCUUGCGGCCAAGGCACCUACAGCGUCUUCUGCCAUUGGACGGAGUGAUUUCCUCCGCGCAUGGAAAGAUUGUCUACCAGAGUCGUGGAGAGGCGAUGCAGCACUAUCAAAACUACAAGAUGGGUCAUACCGAAGCCCCGAUCCUACAACAAUUUUCUUUGUUGAGCCUUCGCAGCGCCAGCAGAGCAGCAAAGCUGCCACCGCUGGCUCAGCUCCGGCGGCCAAGGCCAAACCCACUAGGAAUUGGCAUGAAUUGCUCAAAAAUUCAAAGCGCAAUUGA
Molecule: messenger RNA, 1200 nt
Organism: Penicillium pulvis
Lineage: Eukaryota; Fungi; Ascomycota; Eurotiomycetes; Eurotiales; Aspergillaceae
Product: putative sister chromatid cohesion protein Dcc1
Exons: 3
Coding region: 1-1200 (399 amino acids)
Biological process (GO): maintenance of mitotic sister chromatid cohesion; mitotic sister chromatid cohesion
Cellular component (GO): chromosome, centromeric region; Ctf18 RFC-like complex; chromatin
Source: RefSeq, a predicted model, not a curated record